This is a messenger RNA of Paraphaeosphaeria sporulosa, 385 nucleotides long. RefSeq lists its product as uncharacterized. The record is from RefSeq and is a predicted model, not a curated record. Lineage: Eukaryota; Fungi; Ascomycota; Dothideomycetes; Pleosporales; Didymosphaeriaceae. The transcript has a single exon. Bases 103 to 324 code for a protein of 73 amino acids.
CAGGCUCGUUCGCGUAACUCGCCAAUGCAAAUAAAGCAUUGAUGCAAGGAUAUUCACAUAGGCGCUCCGCAUUGGACACUGGCAUGUUGAAUAUCGCAGAAAAUGACUGCCGUGAAACGUGUUCGCAUUUAUGAACUUGUUCGUAGCCGGCAGUGGCUAUGCACAUUUACAGCACUCUUUGACCCCCUGCCUUCCCACGCACCUAACAUGCAAAGCUGGCCUAAGCCGGUUCCACUAUCUCCUGGUCGCCCGUCAUUAUGCACAGGGUUCGAAGCAUCUUGUGCUUUCGCUAUCCGCGAGAAGUUCAAUGGCGAUAGUCCAUGAAUAGGGCUUGGAAGGCUUUCGCGAAGGUACAAAGCAUCAGAGCUUCACUGCCGAGUGAUAU